AAGGGCUGCAGGUUCCCGGAAGCCAGGGGCGGUGGCUGUGGCUCCCUGGAGGUGUGGAGCUCCGAAGAGUCAGCUGAGACCCAGGAAGGAGAGCUCCAGGGGCGUUUUCUAUCGCCUCGGAGGUGGGGGUCAGGGUUAGCUCUGAGAACUGUGGAGCUCAUAGUUGUGGACCCCGAGGUGUUCAGUCUCACCUGCUUGGUGAAUUCCGCAGAUGUAAGUGAAGGAGAAGCCACUGUCCUGCCCUGAUUGUGAGUCACCUCUCUGAAGAGACCAGUGCACGCAGAAGCCUAAACAUGCAUCGUGAAGAAUUAAUCUUGAUACUUUGUGUUCUCGUUGUUAAAAGUGCCCCAAAAAGUUGCAUUCGCCGGUCGCAAAUUCACGUAGUAGAGGGAGAGCCUUUUUAUCUGAAGCCCUGUGAUAUGUCUGCACCCAUGCAUAAGAAUGAGACAGCCACCAUGAGAUGGUUCAAAGGCAAUGCUUCACAUGGCUACAGAGAGCUGAACAUGAGAAGCUUGCCCAGAAUCGCUUUUCAUGGUCACGCUUUGGAAUUCUGGCCAGUUGAGCUGGAGGACAAGGGAACGUACUUUUCUCAAGUGGGAAAUGAUCGUCAAAAUUGGACCUUAAAUGUCACCAAAAGAAACAAACACAGCUGCUUCUCUGAGACGCUUGUGACGAACAGAGAUGUGGAGGUUAAGAAAUCUCUGUGGAUUACGUGUGAAAAUCCUAGCUAUGGAGAGCUGAUCAACCACACAUCGCUGUAUAAGAACUGUAAGGAAAUAUCAAAAACCCCAAUGAUCCUGAAGGAUGCCGAGUUUGGAGAUGAAGGUUAUUACUCCUGUGUGUUUUCUGUCCACCAUAACGGGCAACAGUACAACAUCACCAAGACUGUCAAUAUAACAGUUAUUGAAGGGAACAGUAAAAUAACUCCGGCUAUUUUUGGAUCGAAGUCUGAGAAGGUUGGUGUAGAACUAGGAGAAGAUGUGGAGCUGAACUGCAGUGCUGUGCUGAAUAGAAAUGAUCUGUUUUAUUGGAGCAUCAGGAAAGAGGACAGCUCAGACCCUAACGUGCACGAAGACAGGAACGAGACAACAUGGACUUUUGAAGGCAAAUUGCAUGCUUCAAAAAUUCUGAGAAUUCAGAAAGUUACAGAGAAAUAUCUCAAUGUUUUAUAUAAUUGUACCGUGGCCAAUGAAGAAGCCACAGACACCAAAAGCUUCAUCUUGGUGAGAAAAGAAACACCUGACAUCCAAGGCCAUGUCUUUAUGAGAGGAAUAACCAUGGUUGUUCUCACCUCUGUGGCAGCAGUGUGCGUGGUGAUUUUGUGCAUCAUUUAUAAAGUUGAUUUGGUUUUAUUCUAUAGACGUGUAGCGGAAAGAGACGAGACACUAACAGAUGGUAAAACAUAUGACGCCUUUGUGUCUUACCUGAGAGAGUGUCAUCCUGAGAAUGGAGAAGAGUACACUUUUGCUGUGGAGACGUUACCCAGGGUCCUGGAGAAACAGUUUGGCUAUAAGUUGUGCAUAUUUGAAAGAGAUGUGGUGCCUGGCGGAGCUGUCGUUGAUGAGAUCCAUUCACUGAUAGAGAAAAGCCGGAGGCUAAUCAUCGUCCUCAGCAAGAGUUACAUGACUAAUGGAUCCAGGCUCGAGCUGGAGAGCGGACUCCACAGAGCGCUGGUGGAGAGGAAGAUUAAAAUAAUCUUAAUCGAGUUUACUCCAGCCAGCAACAUCGCCUUUCUCCCGCCGUCGCUGAAACUCCUCAAGUCCUACCGAGUUCUGAGGUGGAAGGCCGACAAGCCACGCUCUUCCAACUCACGAUUCUGGAAGAAUCUUCUUUACCUGAUGCCUGCCAAAGCCGUCAGGCCAUGGAGAGAAGAAUCAGAGGCCCGGCCUGUUCUCUCGGCACCUUGAGCUUCAGACUAGCUCCGUGUCAAAGGGAAGCGAAGCCCUGCUAGAGCUCAUGUGUGUGUGCCUUUUCACAGCGGUGGCUGUGGUUCAAAGGACUGAAUUUUGUGAAUAUCCCUCCCACUCCCAGUUACGAGAUUUGUCAUUGGGUCAUCACAGAUGAAACAGAACCUUGACUGUGAUCCUGAACUCCCAGAAGACCUGGGGAUUCACGAGAAAUCAGUUUGUUAUGCUUCCUUCCCCUAGAGCAGUGGGUCUCAACCUGUGGGUUGUGGCCCCUUUUGCAAACCUCUAUCUUCAAAGAGAUUUAUGCUAUGAUUCAUAACAGUAGCUAAACUACAGUUAUGAAGUAACAAUGGCAAUAAUUUUAUGGUUGGGGGUCACCA
This is a messenger RNA of Rattus rattus (black rat), 2287 nucleotides long. RefSeq names its product interleukin 18 receptor 1 (gene Il18r1). The record is from RefSeq and is a predicted model, not a curated record. Bases 294 to 1907 code for a protein of 537 amino acids. The transcript is spliced from 12 exons. Gene Ontology annotation, biological process: positive regulation of type II interferon production; interleukin-18-mediated signaling pathway. NCBI's taxonomy places the organism in Eukaryota, Metazoa, Chordata, Mammalia, Rodentia, Muridae. Gene Ontology annotation, molecular function: interleukin-18 binding; interleukin-18 receptor activity.